This is a messenger RNA of Symbiodinium necroappetens, 1260 nucleotides long. The record is from the annotation of a GenBank genome assembly. NCBI's taxonomy places the organism in Eukaryota, Dinophyceae, Suessiales, Symbiodiniaceae.
AUGUCGCUCGCCAGCAUGGCUUGGGAGACCGCACAGGUGCGGGUCACCAGGACGUUCGUGGAAGUCGUUGAGAUGUGCCCAGCGCCGGAACCAAGAAGUCUCACCAUGCCGGCGCUCCCCAGUUUGGGCUUGGAUCUCGAGGAAGAGCCCGCAACAGGCUAUGCUGUUCUGACAGAGCCGAACUUCGAAGAGAAGCACCACGAGCCAGAUCUGGACCAGAAGUUUGCGGUAAGGGUGGCACGGACAUUCUUGGAGGUUAUCCCAGAUGUGACCGAUGAUGAGAUUGCCAGCCAGCAGCUGCGAAGCUACAGCAUGCCCAUCCUCCCCAGCUGCGGGCUUGAUGGCGAGAAGGAGAGGAACGAAGACAGUUUCGGUGCGUUUGUGGGCCAAAAGGCGUCAGAUCCGAUUCUGCGUUGCACUCCGAUCCUGCCCGAAACAGAGAACGAGAUGAACAGCCAGAUGACCCCACCGCCACAUUGGCUGGCCAAGGGGUUGCACGUCCGGGCGGAGAAGGAAGAGUUCGCACCAGGCUACGCUUUUGUGGCAGAGGCGAGCUUCGAAGAGAAGCACCAUGAAUCCGAUGAGGAACAACAGCUUGUCAUGCCAGAUGUGACCGACGAUGAGAUUGCCAGCCAGCAUCUGCGAAGCAGCACCAUGCCCAUCCUCCCCAGCUUGGGGCUUGACCUCGAGGAGGAGACGGAGGAAGAGGAGAGCUUCGGUGCAUUCGUGGGCCAGGCAGCCUCAGAGCCGAUUCUUCCGGGCACCCCGAUCUUCCACCCCCCCACAGAGCCCGUCCUGGGCGCUGCGGUGCCCGAGGAGAUGGAAAGCCAGGCGUUGGGCCCUGUGCCACAUUGGACAGAGCCCCUUCUUCCUGGGCUCGUCGCCCACCCAGCGCGUGAAGAUCCGAACGUGGAUCCGCAGACAUGGGAGAAGAAGAUCGAUGUCGAGCGUGCUACAGGAGGGGAGGUAAAGGCAGUCGACAACGAGGAUGAACGGGCAGAGCUCAAACUUGUGACGCAACAUGCCGACACAUAUCCGGGUCCGUUUCCUUUGCGCAUGGUUGAGCAACACAACAACGGCCGGUGCUUCCCCUGCCUCUUCUUCACACGCACAGGAGAUGAUGGCUGCAGGAAGGGUGACGAUUGUACGCACUGCCACGUCUGCCGCCCGCAUGAGAUUCGCCGGAGGAGGAAUCGCAUCGCCGCGGAGAUGAAGGCAGCAAGGAAGGCUGCCGCAAGGCGUCAACAGCACAGGGCUUGA